CGGUGGAGGCCGCGUGCGCCCGGUCGCGCCCCCCACCCCACCCCGUCAUAGAGCCGGCGGUGGCGGCAGAAACUCAUGCCAUCACUGUCCCUUGUCCACUUUGACAACGGCUGUGAGGGGAGUGAAGGGGUGGGGCGAAGCAGAGCAAGUCCGAGCCCAAGCAGCAAACGGCGGCAGAAUGAACCGGGAACUCUGACCGGGUGCCCCCCAUUACCUUGCUGGCGGUCAGAAGGCGGUGGUGGGGGGGGGGGAGGUGGCCGGCGAAGAGAAAGGGGCGUCGCGGGCCCUUCUUGAGGAGGCGACGUUUACUGUAAAUGGACACUGCUAUGGAUUAUGAAAGGCCAAAUGUUGAAACUAUCAAGUGUGUUGUUGUUGGAGACAAUGCUGUGGGAAAGACACGACUCAUCUGUGCAAGAGCAUGCAAUACCACCUUAACACAGUACCAGUUGCUGUCCACUCACGUUCCUACUGUCUGGGCGAUUGACCAGUAUCGUGUUUGUCAAGAGGUGCUUGAACGUUCCCGAGAUGUUGUAGAUGAAGUAAGCAUAUCUCUCAGGCUGUGGGAUACAUUUGGUGACCACCAUAAGGACAGGCGUUUUGCAUAUGGCAGGUCUGAUGUGGUGGUCCUGUGCUUCUCAAUUGCUAACCCCAAUUCACUUAACCAUGUGAGAACAAUGUGGUUUCCUGAAAUCAAGCAUUUUUGUCCACGAACACCUGUUGUCUUAGUUGGCUGUCAGUUGGACUUGCGUUAUGCUGAUCUUGAGGCUGUAAAUCGUGCACGCCGCCCCUUAGCAAGACCAAUAAGACCCAAUGACAUUUUACCUCCUGAAAAGGGCCGAGAAGUAGCCAAAGAACUUGGAAUUCCCUAUUAUGAAACAAGUGUGUUUGAUCAGUUUGGCAUCAAGGAUGUAUUUGAUAAUGCCGUCAGAGGUGCACUGAUUUCUAGGCGACAUCUUCAGUUCUGGAAAUCUCAUUUAAAGAAGGUGCAGAAGCCUUUACUGCAGGCACCAUUCCUACCACCUAAACCACCACCUCCAGUAAUGAAAAUUCCAGAUAAUCCAGUGAGUGCUUUUAAACCUAGCCAUCUGCUCGACAAUCCACUGUGUGCUGAUGUUAUGUUUAUACUCCAGAACCAGGUUAAAAUCUAUGCUCACAAGGUAUACCUGGCUACCUCAUCAUCAAAAUUUUAUGACCUGUUUUUGUUGGAUCUAACUGCUGAAUCUCAGAUACACAAUGAGAAAAAUGAGAAACAAGUAAAACUAGGCCAAGACCAUUUGAUGAGGACUUCAAGCCUUGACACAGAUGGCGACAAUAGUGAGAUCAGUGUUGGUUCAAUACCAUCCAUUCUGAGAACAUCUAAGAGUGAUAGCACUUUGAAAAUGAAUAUACACGAGGAUGAAUCUUCAGAAAUGAAGGAAACACCAUCAGGAAGAUCACUGUCUUCGUGGAGCAAAGCCUUUAACCAUAUUCAUGAAGAAGACCUGGAGAACCCUGUAAUGAAGAGGAGAGGUCUCAUGACAGUUGUUAAGAUGGACCAUUCAAUCCAGCCAGGGCCUUUCGAAGCUGUUUUACGAUUUCUCUACACAGGACAGCUGGAUGAAAAUGAGAAAGAUCUGAUGAGAAUUGCACAAAUAGCAGAACUUUUGGAAGUUUUUGAUUUGCGUAUGAUGGUUGAAAAUAUUCAAAAUAAAGAAGCCUUUAUGAAUCAGGAGAUCACAAAAGCAUUUCAUGUCAGGAAAGCAAACCGAAUAAAGGAAUGCUUAGCAAAAGGAACAUUUUCUGAUGUAAUGCUUAAAUUAGAAGAUGGGAGUAUUAAUGGCCACAAGUCUUUGUUGAUUUCUAGCUGUGAAUGGAUGGCAGCUAUGUUUGGAGGGUCUUUUCUGGAGAGCUCAAAUAAAGAGGUUUACUUUCCCACCACAAGCAAGGCUUGUAUGCAAGCAGUUCUAGAGUACCUGUACACCAGCCAAUUCUCAUUCAGUUCAAAGCUUGACCCGAUUGAGCUGAUUGUCUUGGCAAACAGACUGUGCCUUCCACGUUUUGUGGCUCUGACAGAACAAUAUGCUGUGCAGGAGUUGUUGAAAUCUGUAAAAGAAGGUGAUGAUAUUGAUGGGGAAGUGUUGACGUACUUGGAACUAGCACAAUUUCAUAAUGCACAUCAACUGGCAGCUUGGUGUUUGCAUCACAUUUGUACAAGCUACAACAGUGUUUGCUGCAAGUUCAGGAAAGAGAUAAAAGCAAUAUCCCCUGAAAACCAGGAAUAUUUUGAAAAGCACCGUUGGCCACCUGUGUGGUACCUUAAAGAAGAGGACCAUUACCAGCGAGUGAAAAAGGAGCGCGAGAAGGAUGAGGUUGCUUUCCACAAGCAUCACUCAAAACGCAGGUGGUGCUUCUGGCACCAUUCUGCAGUUGCCUAAAAUCUCCAGGAGAAAGCAACUCUAGCAAUUAACCAGGCAUCCUGUGCAUUAAUAGGUAGAUUAAAAACCCACAAGUGUGUUCUUAACUCUUGUUUACUGUAAAAACAAACGGCUGGCUGUCUUGGGAUAAUCUGCCAUGUGUAUUUAAACAAUCAUUGUUGCAUUUGAAGCACAACCCUUUGUCCAAAAAAACACACAUGCUUGCUGUUACAAACUGGUCCCGUGUGGUGCCUAUAGAUUGGUUUAAAAUACUUUUAAUAUAGAUUACCUGUCAACAGUGACACUUCAUUUGUCGGCAAAAAGAAUUGCCACUGUUGCAUUUUAAUUCAAAAUAAAAUAUUUAAUUAUUUUUGUACUGGUGUUGGCUAUGUAUCUUUGUUGUAACCAAAAUAGAAUCAAAGAUGUCAUUUAGUUUUUAGUAAAUCUAUUUAACUAGAAGGGCUUAGUAACUAAUCCAUGAAAGGAAGUGACUUACUUCUGAAUGGACCUAAAUACACACGAGUAACUCAACAGUUUACUGCUCUCUUUUUAUGUACCUUUCCAUGCUGAUUUAUCUCACUGUAGUUAUUAUCUGCACAGUUACUAUAUACCCCAAAUGUUAGCUUACAAAAUGAAAUCCAAAGCUAUGCAUUAUUUAACAGUAAAGUUUUGAUGUGUUUGAGAUUUGAGUGAGUCAGAUUAUUUUAGACAGUGGAAAAAUAAUGUACUAAAACAAGAGCAAAAUAUUGUGGAUGCUGGAAAUCUAAAUUUUUUUUAAAUAUUUGGAAAUAUUCAGAUCAUGCAGCAUCUGUGGGGCGGAAAGCAAUCUUCAUACUUUAGGACAGUAACCUUUCAAACCAACUGUUCUAACGAAAGGUCACCUGUUUCUGUCCACUAUCUACUGAAUAUUUCCAGCAUUUUCUGUUUAUCUUUAAUGUACUAAAAUUGUUUUCAAUCUUAUUUUUGCCAAAAUUGUUUUCUGUAGUAAUUAUAUUUCAAUACCUAAUGUAACAUCAACUUACUGUGACCCUCAGCUCCAGGCACCAAGUGGCUGGUUCACUUGGUUUACAGUUUACUUUGCCUUCCAACUUUAUGCUCAUUACUUUUAACUUUUCGAGAAUAAAAUUAAAUGCGUGUGACUGCAUUGUGGUGGUAAUGUGAAACGGUACACCAUUUUUCAAAAGAUUAAUCAUUUUUUCUUUUGCAUUUGUUAUAAUUUCCUUACUAAUAUACAUAUUCCACAAAAGUAAUGUUUGUGCUGUUGGUUCUCACAGUUGUAUGAAGGAAAUUUUCACUUGGCUACAUCUGUAA
Hemiscyllium ocellatum (epaulette shark) is the source of this 3704-nucleotide messenger RNA. It is a transcript of the gene rhobtb1, whose product is annotated as Rho related BTB domain containing 1. NCBI's taxonomy places the organism in Eukaryota, Metazoa, Chordata, Chondrichthyes, Orectolobiformes, Hemiscylliidae. The transcript has 10 exons. The coding region runs from base 315 to 2414 and encodes 699 amino acids. The record is from RefSeq and is a predicted model, not a curated record. Gene Ontology annotation, molecular function: GTPase activity; protein binding; GTP binding. Gene Ontology annotation, biological process: small GTPase-mediated signal transduction.